This is a messenger RNA of Gasterosteus aculeatus aculeatus (three-spined stickleback), 2070 nucleotides long. It is a transcript of the gene acad9, whose product is annotated as acyl-CoA dehydrogenase family, member 9. The record is from RefSeq and is a predicted model, not a curated record. Gene Ontology annotation, molecular function: flavin adenine dinucleotide binding; acyl-CoA dehydrogenase activity. Lineage: Eukaryota; Metazoa; Chordata; Actinopteri; Perciformes; Gasterosteidae.
UCAGCACGAGACAGAAACGGGUGAAAGGUGUCGCCGCUGUGUUUGUGCGGAACACGUCGGUGAAGUGGCGCUCCGGGAAAGAACCAUGAUGAAUGUCAACAGAUAUGUCCUCUCCAGGUCCCUUCACUUUGGACAGCGGCUCGUCUCGCGCAGUACGAGACGAGCCGCGACGGACGCGGAGCGUCUCCAGCAGCGCAGGUCCAUCAGGACGCAGUCACGGAACCUCGCGUACGCCAAGGACUUGUUCCUCGGUCAAGUGAACAAGGCAGAAGUCUUUCCUUACCCAGAGAUUGGAAAUGAAGAGGUGGAAGAGAUCAACCAGCUUGUCGCGCCCGUGGAAAAGUUCUUCAGCGAGGAAGUUGACUCGGCAAAGAUUGACCGAGAAGCCAAGAUCCCGGAGGAGACGCUGAACGGGCUGAAGGAGCUCGGGCUGUUUGGGAUCAUGGUUCCGGAGGAGUAUGGGGGUCUCGGAUUGUCCAACACCGUGUAUGCGCGACUGGCAGAGAUUACCUCGUUAGACGGCUCUAUUGCUGUAACACUGGCUGCACAUCAGGCCAUCGGACUGAAGGGGAUUCUCAUAGCCGGAAACGAAGCGCAGAAGCAGAAGUAUCUUCCCAAACUGGCUUCUGGAGAACACAUCGCUGCCUUCUGUCUGACUGAGCCCGGGAGCGGAAGUGACGCGGCCUCCAUUACGACCCGAGCGACCCUGUCGGAGGACGGCAAGCACUACCUGAUCAACGGAUCCAAGUUUUGGAUCUCUAACGGAGACAUGGCCGACGUCAUGACCGUGUUCGCCAGGACGGAGGUGGUCGUGGACGGCGUGAAGAAGGAUAAGAUCUCUGCGUUUAUCGUGGAGAGGGCUUUCGGGGGGCGUCACCAGCGUGCAAGCCCGAGGACAAGCUGGGCAUCCGGGGGCUCCAACACUUGCGAAGUGUCCUUUGACAACGUCCCAGUGCCGGUGGAGAACGUGAUCGGGGAAGUAGGUGGCGGGUUCAAGGUCGCCAUGAACAUCCUGAACUCUGGGAGGUUCAGUAUGGGCAGUUCCUCCGCUGGAAUGAUAAAGAAACUAAUCGAAUUGACCUCCGAGUACGCAGCCACCAGAAAGCAGUUCAACAAAAGCCUGGGAGAGUUUGGAAUGAUUCAGGAGAAGUUUGCAUUGAUGUCCAUUAAUGCCUUUGUGAUGGAGAGCAUGGCGUACCUGACAGCGGGGAUGAUGGACAGACCGGGGCUUCCCGACUGCUCUCUGGAGGCCGCCAUGGUGAAGGUGUUCAGCUCGGAGGGAGGCUGGAUUUGUACCAGCGAAGCUCUGCAGAUCCUGGGGGGUCUGGGUUAUACCAAGAACUACCCCUACGAGCGCUACGUCAGGGACUGUCGCAUCCUGCCCAUCUUCGAGGGUACCAAUGAAAUCCUGAGGAUGUACAUCGCUCUCACUGGAAUGCAGUACGCUGGCAAAGUCCUCACAGGCAAAAUAAAGGAGAUGAAGAAGGGAAACAUCGGCUUGGCUUUGGGCAUGGUGGGCAAGAAGCUGAGGGCGUCCUUCGGGAGUUCAGCGGACCUCGGCCUGACGGGGAAGGACGGAGUGGUGCAUCCCAGCCUGGCGCAAAGCGCAAAGAAGUUUGAACAGAACGUUGACCUCUUCGGAUCGACUGUGGAGAGCCUGCUGUACAGAUAUGGGAAGACCUUAGUGGACGAACAGCUCAUCCUGAAGAGAGUAGCAGAUGUGCUGAUCAACCUCUACGCCAUGACAGCUGUGUUGUCCAGAAGCAGCCGCUCCAUCAGCAUCGGGCUCCGGAAUCACGACCACGAGGUGCUGCUCACAAACACAUUCUGCAGCGACGCUUUCUUCAAGAACAAUUACUGGAUGACUCAGUUGCAAAAACACUCUCCCGAGAACAACGACGCCAACAUCAAGAAGAUCGCCAGAGAAGUCCUGGAGAACCGAGCCUACGUCUGCUCUCACCCCCUCGAGAGGACGUUCUGAGCUCUGCUCUGAUUGGACAAGUUCACAGUUCCAGUGAUUCCGUUACUUCUUGCCUUGCACACCCUAUUAAUAAAUAAAGAGAUCUGUUA